Molecule: messenger RNA, 939 nt
Organism: Vairimorpha ceranae
Lineage: Eukaryota; Fungi; Microsporidia; Nosematidae
Exons: 1
Coding region: 1-939 (312 amino acids)
Source: RefSeq, a predicted model, not a curated record
AUGUUAAAAUUUAAGAAUAACCUCUCUCCGUUGUAUUUAUUAUCAAUAUGUAUAUUGUAUGUCUGUUGCUUAUUACUGUGUACAGAAUACUUAUUUGAUUGUUCGAUAUUAGCUUAUAAGACUGUAUAUGUUUCUUGUGUAGGAUUUUCUAUAUCAAUACCAGUUAUUUAUAUUUUAAUAGGAAAGGAAGGCUUGUCUAGUGCACUAAGUAUCUGUACGUAUUUAAUAUUUAUAUCUUCUAUGCUACAAACACUAUUUAAAACUACUUAUGGCAUUUAUUAUGUAGAAGACACAACUGCUGUAGCUUUAAUUAAAUUGAUUAAACAAAAUAAUACUAAAAAUAUAAAUACUAUAGGUAAUUUGUUGACAUCAAACUUUCAUGUAAAUUUACUUCUGUACGGUGAAAAAGAUAUUUAUUAUGAUCGUUGUCUACUGCCUUUACUAACUAAAGAAGAUGUAGACAGCCGUAAAAAAGACUUGAUAGAUACAAUAUUUUUAGAAGGAAAAAAAAGACAAUCUACCGAAGAUAUUAUUUUUAUAGAAAGAGAUUUAAAUGAUUUAGAUAUUAGAAACAUGGGAGAUUUUAGCUUAUUGGCACACAUGUUACAUUCUAUUUAUUAUUCCAAAUUUAAUAAAAAUACUGUUAUUUUAUUAAAAAUUAAUAAUUACGACGAAUUAGUAAAUUGUGGAUUUAACAGAAAAAUAGAAAAUAAAGACGAGUUUGUAAAAAAUGAGAAGAAAAAAAAUAAGAUAAUAAAAGAAAAUAAUUUAAAAAAAUUACAAGAACUUAAGAAAUCAGUGAAUAUUUUAGAACAGGAUGUUGACAAAGCGGAAGAAGAAAUUAUAAAAUUUAAUAGUAAAUUAUUAACGAAUGAAAAUAUGACAGAAGUACAAGAAAGGGUUUAUAAUUAUUUAAGAUAUUUAUCUGAAAAUACAUAA